AUGGAGAAAACCACUGAAAUCACAAGUUCAACAACAGAGGCAGAAGUCACUACUCCAGUAGUACCACCUAAGACUUCCACUUCUCCUGUUGUGACAUCAUCAAGACCUUCCACUAGCACGGAGACAACAAUUGUGCCACCUAAAACAACCGAAGGACAACCUAAAACAUCUCAAACAGCUCCAAUAACCACUCAAAAACCAUCCACAACAGAGAAAACUGUGACUGAAGCAACAAAACCACCAAUGGAGAAAACCACUGGUCCAGUUAGUGAAACAUCAUCCACAACUCCAAUUUCAGAAAUCACAAGUUCAACAACAGAAGCAGAAGUCACUACUCCAGUAGUGCCACCUAAGACUUCCACUUCUCCUGUUGUGACGUCAUCAAGACCUUCCACUAGCACGGAGACAACAAUUGUGCCACCUAAAACAACUGAAGGACAACCUAGAACAUCUCAAACAGCUCCAAUAACCACUCAAAAACCAUCCACAACAGAGAGAAUUGAGACUGAAACAACAAAGCCACCAACAGAGACAACCACUGGUCCUAUCAUAGAAACAUCAUCCACAACUCCAAUUUCAGAAAUCACAAGUUCAACAACAGAGGCAGAAGUCACUACUCCAGUAGUACCACCUAAGACUUCCACUUCUCCUGUUGUGACGUCAUCAAGACCUUCCACUAGCACGGAGACAACAAUUGUGCCACCUAAAACAACUGAAGGACAACCUAGAACAUCUCAAACAGCUCCAAUAACCACUCAAAAACCAUCCACAACAGAGAAAACUGUGACUGAAGCAACAAAACCACCAAUGGAGAAAACCACUGGUCCAGUUAGUGAAACAUCAUCCACAACUCCAAUUUCAGAAAUCACAAGUUCAACAACAGAAGCAGAAGUCACUACUCCAGUAGUGCCACCUAAGACUUCCACUUCUCCUGUUGUGACAUCAUCAAGACCAUCCACUAGCACGGAGACAACAAUUGUGCCACCUAAAACAACUGAAGGACAACCUAGAACAUCUCAAACAGCUCCAAUAACCACUCAAAAACCAUCCACAACAGAGAGAAUUGAGACUGAAACAACAAAGCCACCAACAGAGACAACCACUGGUCCUAUCAUAGAAACAUCAUCCACAACUCCAAUUUCAGAAAUCACAAGUUCAACAACAGAGGCAGAAGUCACUACUCCAGUAGUACCACCUAAGACUUCCACUUCUCCUGUUGUGACAUCAUCAAGACCUUCCACUAGCACGGAGACAACAAUUGUGCCACCUAAAACAACCGAAGGACAACCUAAAACAUCUCAAACAGCUCCAAUAACCACUCAAAAACCAUCCACAACAGAGAAAACUGUGACUGAAGCAACAAAACCACCAAUGGAGAAAACCACUGGUCCAGUUAGUGAAACAUCAUCCACAACUCCAAUUUCAGAAAUCACAAGUUCAACAACAAAAGCAAAACUCACUACUCCAUUAGUCUCAUCGACUUCUGCUCCAAUAACAACAUCAUGUAUUAUGUGCACAUGGUCAGACUGGUUUGAUAGUGACUAUCCCACGUCGGAUCCUGAUGAUGGAGACAUCGAGUCCAUUGAAAAUAUAGUAAAGUCUGGGCAAAGCACUUGCAGCAAACCUACAGAGGUGGAAUGCAGGGGAAAAGAAGGAGGAUUAUCGAUCUCAGAAAUGGAGCAAGUUGUGGAAUGCAGCCCAUCUGUUGGACUGAUUUGCAAAAACAGAGAUCAAUCUCCCCUAAUGUGUUACAACUAUGAAAUACGAAUUAAAUGCUGUGAAGACAAAUGUCAGCCCCCCAGUACAACUAUGCAGAAAACAACAACUGAAACAUCAACAACACAACUGACACCACCUACAACGAAAAAAAUAGCAAUAUCCACAACAGAGAAAACUGGGACUGAAACAACAAAGCCAGCAAUGGAGAAAACCACUGGUCCAAUAAGUGAAACAUCAUCCACAACUCCAAUUUCAGAAAUCACAAGUUCAACAACAGAAGCAGAAGUCACUACUCCAGUAGUACCAAAUCACAAGUUCAACAACAGAAGCAGAAGUCACUACUCCAGUAGUGCCACCUAA
Messenger RNA from Anguilla anguilla (European eel), 2079 nucleotides. RefSeq names its product mucin-2-like. The record is from RefSeq and is a predicted model, not a curated record. The coding region runs from base 1 to 2079 and encodes 692 amino acids. The transcript has 3 exons. Lineage: Eukaryota; Metazoa; Chordata; Actinopteri; Anguilliformes; Anguillidae.